Cucurbita maxima (winter squash) is the source of this 3115-nucleotide messenger RNA. Its product is annotated as WD repeat-containing protein YMR102C-like. Bases 902 to 2860 code for a protein of 652 amino acids. The record is from RefSeq and is a predicted model, not a curated record. NCBI's taxonomy places the organism in Eukaryota, Viridiplantae, Streptophyta, Magnoliopsida, Cucurbitales, Cucurbitaceae. The transcript has 9 exons. Gene Ontology annotation, molecular function: protein binding.
CGAUUCUUGAUCUUUUUUACAAGUAACCUAACACGACACUAUGAUUAUUCUUCCAAAAUUUGACUGUUUUAUGUCUUCUUUGAGGCGUAUUUCACUUUUGAUCUGUAAUGGGGUUCGAUUAAAAUGGUUUUUUGUUGGAUUAAUCCAUGAAAAAAGUUGAGUUUAUUGCAAAUGAAACGGGAAAUCUUCAUGGGAAAUUGGGGAUUUUGGGAUUUGGGGUUCUUCUUCUGUUGGAUGAGCGGCGGGUACGGAUCAUCGUGAGUGCCACUACCAUUUGGAAGCUUCGUGAAAAAGACCCGUUUCAUCUUAUCUUACUGCUGCUUACUCAAUAUUUUAGUCUCUAUUUCUGGCGCUCUCUUUAGCCAAAUGGACGCGCUACACUCUGCUCGGGUUCUUCUAAUAUCUUCUCUGUAUGAAUCAAGAACCGUGUGAAGUUCAUACAGGAAGAUGAGAGCGCUGUGGAUACGAUAAGUAGGCGAACACAGGCUUCUGUUUAUCGAACCGCGCCGCUCUUGUUUGUCGCUCGUGCGUUUACAAUUUCAAACACAGAUCUCGAGACCCUUUUCCUCUUAGCUACAACAGCUGACAUCUGUUUUGCUUUUGCACCAAUUUUUCCGGCCUUCCCCUCCCAUUCUCUCUUAUUUAUGUAGACCCCAAUCUUCCUCCUCCUCCUCCUCCAUUGAUUUUGAACUCGAUUCAAAGUACUUGGACGAGUUUUUCGUGGCUUUGUUUUAUACUUUCCUCAAAGGCGUGGGGUUUGACUCUAUGAGAAGAAGCUGUAUUAGCCACAAUCUCAGCCGGGUCGGUGACAUAGUGUUGAAUUUUGCUGUUGCUUUACGGUGAUCUCGAGAAUUGUUAAGUGUUUGGCCUUUGAUGUGGAAUAUUGCUCCUGGAACAAGACAUGCUGAGUUCUGACAGAGACACAGAUGUUUUCUUCGACUCAGAAGAUUACUUGCCAUUAGAGGACUCCUUGGUAGCAGAAGAAGUGGAUUCCAACAAGUUGGGAUAUGAAAUAUGGAUGAGUGAGCCACAGAGCAUUAAGAGGAGAAGACAGCGUUUUCUUCAAGAAGUUGGAUUACUUGAAUUUGCGUCUUCAAGAACUUGUGCACAUGAUUUAGUGAUUGAAUCAAGCGAUUCAUCAGGGAGGAUGGAAUUGGAGAGACUAACAGAAUUCAGUGGAGCUGUCUCAAGUUCUGACUAUGCUCCUACCUGUAAUGUGGAGGAGAAUGAUUUAGAACUAUGCUCAAAUGAGAUGCUUCUACCAGUUUCUGUUUCGAACUCCGGUUCUCGACGUUGCCAUGGCGAAGCUGACGUUGAAGGUUGCCGGGAUAUUGAUGUCAGUAAAAGAAAAAUAAAGAAGUGGUGGAGAUCAUUCAAGAACAAGGCGGCGAGCUUAAGAAGGACAGAGUUUUCUGAGGAAUUGAAAACAAUCCCAGCAGAAUCCAAAACUUGCAGAAUGAAGGUGUAUCAAAACAAGAAGAGAUGCUCAGAGUUUAGUGCUUUGUAUAUGAGACAGCAGAUUGUUGCACACAAGGGCUUGAUUUGGACAAUGAAGUUUAGUCCAGAUGGGAAGUAUUUGGCAAGUGGAGGAGAAGACGGAGUCGUUCGUGUAUGGCGUAUAUCGUCUGCAAAUGUCUCUAGUGAGUUCUUAGCAAAUGAUGGCAAUCAUAACAACAAACCAAGAGAAGGGAAGUCUAGCCUCAGCAGCAAACCGUUGAGAUUUGCCACUGUUGUCAUUCCUGAAAAGGUUUUUCAGAUUGAUGAGCAGCCAGUGCAAAAGUUCUAUGGGCAUUCCAGUGAUGUCUUGGACAUAGCUUGGUCCAAUUCAAACUGUCUUCUUUCAUCCUCAAAGGAUAAAACUGUGCGCUUGUGGGGAGUUGGCUCUGAUCAAUGUCUUGGUGUUUUCCACCACAAGAACUAUGUGACUUGUAUCCAAUUCAAUCCAAUGGAUGAAAACUACUUCAUCAGUGGCUCAAUUGAUGGCAAAAUCCGAGUUUGGAGUGUGUUGAAACAGCGGGUGGUUGAUUGGGCUGAUGUCCGAGAUGUCAUUACUGCUUUAGCUUAUCAACCAGAUGGGAAGGGUUUUGCUAUUGGCUCGAUUACCGGCACGUGUCGUUUCUACAAAACAUCAGGUGAUUAUUUUCAUUUGGAUGCACAGAUCAAUGUUCAAGGGCGAAAAAAGGCCUCGGGCAAAAGGAUCACUGGCAUUCAGUUUUGCCGGGAAAACUUUCAAAGAGUGAUGAUAACUUCGGAAGACUCGAAAGUACGCAUAUUCGAAGGAACCGAAAUCGUCAACAAAUAUAAAGGUCUACCGAAGUCGGGGAGUCAGAUGUCUGCUUCUUUUACAAAAAAUAGGAAGCAUAUAAUAUCUGUAGGAGAGGACUCUCGUGUAUAUAUGUGGAACUAUGAUAGUCUUCACCUCCCAUCAAUGAAAGAAACGAAAUCUCAGCAGUCUUGUGAGCAUUUCUUGUCUGAUGGUGCUUCUGUUGCUAUACCAUGGCCUGGUGUUGGAACCGAGCUGAAAUGCUUUGGCAACAACCAACGGCAGUUCUCACAGAGUCAGGAUUGCCAAGGGGCUGCUGCUUCUUGGACAAGAGAUUCAGAGCGUUUUUCCCUUGCUAAUUGGAUCUCUGCUGAUAGUCUGUGCCGUGGAUCCGCAACAUGGCCAGAAGAGAGGCUACCUCUCUGGGAUUUACCAGUUGCAGAUGAUGAACAUGGCAACCUGGAACACCAUAAUAGUCAGAGUGACGCCCACGACCAUGUAGCUCCACCCGACACAUGGGGCCUUGUGAUUGUCGUGGCUGGAUUAGAUGGAACUAUAAAGACAUUCCAUAACUAUGGAUUGCCCAUCAGGCUUUAGGAAUCCAAUUGAAUUCCAGGAGCUUCUAAAAGCUAAAAAAUGGUUGAUUCUUUCUCCUUUUUGUAUCUUCCAGUCAGUGCUAUAGAGAAAAGCUUUCUAUUUAUUUAUUCCUUCUAAAAAUGUAUGUUUUAGAGGUCUGAAAAUUUGUAAAUCUACCCCUUUUUUUUUCUUGUUUAGUUUAUGUGAAUAUUACUGCCAAUAUAAAUGGAAUACACUAGGCAGAUUUUUGGCAUUUGAGUGCUUUUUUCUCAUUGA